CUCCAUUUUAUUUUGCACCCAUGGUUACGACCUUUGCCAUAGAGAAGGUGACUAAGCGUCACAGUAUCAUUUAAGAAAAAGAAUUGCUUAAGGAUGCAGAUAAAAAUGGUCUUGUUAAAUUGUUCCCUCAUUGAAGCUUGAUUGAAAGAGAAGAGCAAAAGCCACGAGUCCUGGUUCUUGAACUAAGCCCACAUUUAAUGAGCUCGCCUUGGGUUUCCUUCACAGUUCCCAGUGGACCCGUCAAAAGAACGCCAUUACUCUUGUCCCCUUGACCUCCCAUUCAAUCACAGAGCAACAGGCCUUAACAAUCGCGGAACAAAAACCCUCACUGCCAAAUGUAACCUCCCAACCCCAGAGCUGUGUGGGCCACUAAUCCCGCACACAAAGCAGGCUGGGGCGCUUCUAUUCUUCGCUCCCGGGCACAGUGCGCAGCUCUCUGCUGACCCGCUCUGGAACGUCCCAGCAGCGUGCCCGGGCCCCCCCCGAUGUUUAUUUAGGAGGCUGCGGGCCCGGUGGGGGCCUCCUGGAGACCCGGCCGCGCUCGCACGCUGCAGAGGAGCCAUGUACCGGCGCAGCUACGUCUUCCAGACCCGCAAGGAGCAGUAUGAGCGCACCGACGAGGCGCAGCGCGCGGUGGAGCCUGAGCGUCCAGCGGAUGAGGGCCGGGUCGGGGCGCCCAGCCUGGCCGCGCUGCAGGGGCUCGGCGAGCGCGUGGCCGUCCACAUCCAACGAGCCCGCGCUCUUGAGCAGCGCCACGCUGGCCUCCGGCGGCAGCUGGACGCCUUCCAGCGCCUGGGCGAGCUGGCCGGGCCUGAGGACGCCCUCGCUCGCCACGUCGAGGGCAACCGCCAGCGCGCCCGGGACCUUGCAACCGAACGCGCGCGCCUGGAGAGGCAGGGCGCGGAGGCGCAGCGCGCGCUCGACGAGUUCCGCAGCAAGUAUGAAAACGAGUGUGAGUGUCAACUGCUCCUAAAAGAGAUGCUUGAACGCCUUAACAAGGAAGCCGAUGAAGCCUUGCUGCACAACCUGCGGCUGCAGCUCGAAGCUCAGUUCCUGCAGGACGACAUCAGUGCAGCGAAGGACAGGCACAAAAAGAAUCUUCUGGAAAUUCAGACCUACAUCACUAUCCUGCAGCAGAUCAUCCAAACUGCCCCGCAGCCGUCCGUGGUCACCAGCGGAAUGCGGGAGGAGAAGCUCAUGACGGAACGGGAAGUGGCCGCCCUGCGGAGUCAGCUGGAGGAGAGCCGGGAGGUGCUGUCCCACCUGCAGGCUCAGAGAGCCGAGCUGCAGGCCCAGACAACGACCCUGGAACAAGCUAUUAAAAACGCCCAUGAGUGUUAUGACGACGAGAUUCAGCUUUAUAAUGACCAGAUCGAGACCCUGCGCAAGGAGAUUGAGGAGACGGAGCGGGUCCUGGAGAAGUCUUCCUACGACUGCCGGCAGCUGGCUGUGGCCCAGCAAACCCUGAAGAACGAGCUGGAUCGGUAUCACCGGAUCAUCGAGAUCGAAGGCAACAGGCUGAGCUCUGCCUUCAUGGAGACGCCCAUCACCCUGCUCACCCCCAGCCAUGGAUCCUCCCUCAGCCCUGCGUCUGGUGGGAAAGAUCUCACCAGGGCUGUGCAGGAUAUCACGACAGCAAAACCAAGGCAAAAAGGGCUCCCCAGAAACGUCCCAAGGAGAAAGGAGAUUAUAGCUAAAGACAAAGUAGAAGAAACUCCGGAAGACACACCGUUAAAAGAUCCGGAGGAUGCCAAGCCGGUGCAGGUGAUACUUAAAGAGGAAGGCGAAUCCAAGCUGGAAUCAUGGGGUGAAGAAACUAGUGUCCCGACACAAGAGGGGGCCCCAGAGGAUGUGCCUGAUGGAGGGCAGAUAAGCAAAGCCUUUGGGAAACUCGCCAAAAUGGUCAAGGAGAAACUGAGAAGCCCCAAAGAGCCCGAGCCCCCUGCUGAGCUCUACACCAAGGGGCGGUACGUGCUGGUCACAGGGGACGCCAGUUACGUGGACCCAGGGUUCUGCUCUGCCUCCAUCCCGGCCAAAGGUGGGGUAGUGGUUUCCAUCGAGGAAGACUCCGUGCAGCGUGAUGGCCAUGCAGAGCCCUCUCCUGAGCAGCCCAAGCCCCCUGUGGACAUUGGACAAGGGGAUUCCCAGGGGAAAGAAGAUGAACCCCCCAACAGCCAGAAGACGACGGACAAGGAGGAUGAGAAGAACACCGAAGAACAGAAAGGCUCUGAGGAGAAACAUGAUGGCCAGAAGGAGGGAGAAGGGUCCAGGAAACCCUGUCCCACAGUUACCCCUGGUGCAGAGGGAUCGUCUACACCCCAAUCUCAGAAACCGGCCGCCAAUCAGGAUGGAUCCGAGGGGCACGGGACUAGGAGCAGCAGCCCGCUAGAAAAAACCCCUCCCAGAGCCUUGGCUUACAAGAAGGAGGUGGUGGAAUCCAUUGAGAAGAUUUCAACCGAGAGUAUUGAGACGUAUGAGGAAACCUCUGUGAUAGUGGAGACCGUGAUUGGCAAGACAAAGGCAAACAAGAAAUUGGGGGAGAAGGGUUCUUAAAUGCCCAGGCCUGAUGAGAAAAAUGUCUUAGGGGUCAUGUAGGGGACAUGCAUUGAUAUUUUAGAGCAUAUGAUA
Molecule: messenger RNA, 2628 nt
Organism: Tupaia belangeri chinensis (Chinese tree shrew)
Lineage: Eukaryota; Metazoa; Chordata; Mammalia; Scandentia; Tupaiidae
Gene: BFSP1
Product: beaded filament structural protein 1
Exons: 8
Coding region: 562-2553 (663 amino acids)
Biological process (GO): lens fiber cell development
Cellular component (GO): cytoplasm; intermediate filament
Molecular function (GO): structural constituent of eye lens
Source: RefSeq, a predicted model, not a curated record